This is a messenger RNA of Lottia gigantea (owl limpet), 477 nucleotides long. RefSeq lists its product as hypothetical. NCBI's taxonomy places the organism in Eukaryota, Metazoa, Mollusca, Gastropoda, Lottiidae. The record is from RefSeq and is a predicted model, not a curated record. The transcript has 2 exons. The annotation marks the transcript as partial.
AACAACAGGAAGGCUACUGAUGUUCAAAACAGUAAGAAGGCUACUGAUGUUCAAAACAGUAAGAAGGCUACUGAUGUUCAAAACAGUAAAAAGGCUACUGAUGUUCAAAACAGUAGGAAGGCUACUGAUGAAGGCUAUUAUGUUCAUAACAAUAGGAAGGCUACUGAUGUUCAUAACAAUAGGAAGGCUACUGAUGUUCAUAACAAUAGAAAGGCUACUGAUGUUCAAAACAGUAUAAAGGCUACUGAUGUUCAAAACAGUAUAAAGGCUACUGAUGUUCAUAACAAUAGGAAGGCUACUGAUGUUCAAAACAGUAGGAAGGCUACUGGUGUUCAAAACAAUAGGAAGGUUACUGAUGUUCAAAACAGUAGGAAGGCUACUUGUGUUCAAAACAGUAGAAAGGCUACUGAUGCUCAAAACAAUAGGAAGGCUACUGAUGUUCAAAACAAUAGGAAGGCUACUUAUGUUCAAAACUAG